Hemibagrus wyckioides is the source of this 3980-nucleotide messenger RNA. RefSeq names its product 3-mercaptopyruvate sulfurtransferase-like. Bases 264 to 1148 code for a protein of 294 amino acids. Gene Ontology annotation, biological process: transsulfuration. The transcript has 2 exons. Gene Ontology annotation, molecular function: thiosulfate-cyanide sulfurtransferase activity. Lineage: Eukaryota; Metazoa; Chordata; Actinopteri; Siluriformes; Bagridae. The record is from RefSeq and is a predicted model, not a curated record. Gene Ontology annotation, cellular component: mitochondrion.
GAUGGGUUCGUAUAUUUUAUGAUAGAGAUUAAAAUCAUAAUAUACGCGAAUACUAAUUCUAAUAUUUCAGCUGUUAAUAAAAAGAUCACGGCCUUUUAUAUUGUGCACGCGAGAAAACAUCAGAUGGCAGCAAAAAUCGAUUUGCCGAAUCCCGUUAAAAGAGUCGCUCCAAAUCGAACCGAUUCAUUAAUGAAUCAUCCAGCGCCUGGAUUUAUGAGCUUUCAGUUUACCUCUCGGUGAAUUUCACACCUUUCUAUUCCGCAAUGUCUCUCCAAACCAAAGCGCUGGUUACAGCCAAGUGGUUGUCCCAGGCCAUCAAAACGCGCACGGGGGCUAAUGUGCGUGUCCUGGACGCGUCUUGGUACUUACCGAAACUUAAGCGCAACUCCGUGAGCGACUUCAAGAAGCACCACAUACCCGGUGCUGCAUAUUUCGACCUGGACCGCUGCAGCGACCGGACCUCGCCCCUGGAUCACAUGCUCCCUCCGGCAGGCGACUUUGCGGAGUACGUCUCGCGCCUUGGGGUUUCCAACAACGCGCACGUGGUGGUUUACGAUGCGAGCGAGCAGGGCGCGUUUUCUGCCCCGCGCGUCUGGUGGAUGUUCCGCGUGUUCGGUCACCGCACUGUGUCCGUGCUGGAUGGAGGUUUGAAACAAUGGAUGCAGGAAGGAUACCCGGUGACGGAGGUGCGCGAGAAGCCGGAGCCCACGGAUUACCGGGCCACGCUUAACCGGUCGUGGGUGAAAACGUACGAGGACAUGUUGGACAAUAUCGAGACGAAAGAGUUCCAGGUGGUGGACGCGCGACCAGCGGGGCGAUUUAGGGGAAGAGACCCUGAGCCUAGAGACAACACUGAACCCGGCCACAUCCCCGGUUCCAUCAACAUACCUUUUAUAUCUUUCUUGGCCCCCUCUGGCCAGUUUCUUCCUCCGGAGCAGCUGAAGGGACUGUUUCAGCGGGCCGGUGUUGAUCUGCAGCGUCCACUGUGUGUCACAUGUGGCUCAGCAGUGACAGCGUGUCAUGUCGCCCUGGCGGCACAUGUAUGUGGCCAGCCGAAUGUGAGCAUAUAUGAUGGCGGUUGGUCUGAGUUUUACACACGUGCGGCCCCCGAGGACGUCAUCUCAGAGGGAAGAGGAAAACACUGGUGACAAGCAGGAAAAAGAUGGCAGCACACAAAAAACUCAUUAACUCUCUCUUUUUUAACUUAAACUCAAAAUCAUUUUUUUCCUUAAGAGCUCUGAAACCUGAAACAACACUGAAGACCCAAUUCUUGACAUACCCACACCCGUUGGACCAAAAACAACAAUGUUCACGAGAUAGAAUGUUAACCUACGUAGUGUACUUGUUACCUAGCUAGCAUUACAAUGAGCUAGCAGUAUUUCCAGCAUUAUCUCUGGCAUGACUGAAGUAUCUUGUGUUUUAUCCUGUUUUUCUAAUAUGCCCUUGUUGACUUGUCUCACACAACUGCGCUACAUUUUACCUCAGAGGAGGAGAGUAUAAUCAAGUAAAAUUGAGUAAGACUCAAUUUUUCACAAACACUAUCCAUUGUUACUAAAAGCAACAAGAUUUUUUUUUCUUUCUAAGUGUGUAGGAUGCUAGUUUAGAUGGUAUACUGGCUAGCUAGCUAGUAUUACAAUGAACACUGCUCUAGAUUUACAGCAAUCUGUCCAGGAUUACAGAACUAUCAUAUGGGAAUUUACCCCCCGGGGGGGGUAUAACAGGAAGCUAAUAUUUGGCAAACAUUCACCAUUGUGACCAAAAACUUUCAUUUCUAGUUUUUCUAACUGGAUAAGAUGACUUAAACUAAGUAAUGUUCUGAAUAGUAACUGGUUAGCAUUAUGUUGAACUAGCAUUCCAAUUAGCUAGAUUUACAGUCAUUGUCUAGAUAAUGGUGAUUUUGUUUGGCACACACUCCCACUUAGGAGCAAAAGCAAUUUUUAUGCGAAACUGUAUGAUUUUUCUGUGAAUAAUGUCUUUUUUUAACUAGACAGGAUAGUAUACUAGAUCUAUUUGGAUGACUUAAUUAGCUAGCUGGCAUUACAAUGAACUAGCAUUCCAAUUAGCUAGCUUUUCAGUUGGCGAAGUAGGAGAAAGAACGAAAUGAACUAAAGAAGCUUGUAUAGGAGUAGCUGACUCCAUUAAGCCCAAUUCUAACACUGCAAUAUUUUCCUUUGAAUAUUAAGAAUAUAUAGCUACUGUUCUUGAAAAGGAAACCAGAUCACAAAACCUCCUGGGUAAAUUCUGCUCCUGAAAAAAAGGGGAAAGUGAGAGAAGGCUGUUAACGUGUAUUUACGACAGAAUUGUAGCAUAUCUAAAGGUCUGAUCAUGUAGCUGCCCCUUUUCCUGAAUGACCUUCAAACUGGAACUGAAGAAUCAGAGUUCAGUCUUACUUAAUCUCUCUCUCUCUCUCUCUCUCUCUCUCUCUCUAUUAUGCUGUGUGAUCAAAUCACUACUCUCCUUGUUCUUAAACAAUUAAGCUAACUAUACACUCUCAAGCUGCAUUAAUUGAGCAGUAUCAUAUGAUAUUUCCAAGUUGAAUACAAUCCAUUUCAAAGAAACCACUCUAGUGUUGUUCUUUAUACAGAGUAACUAAAGUAAAUUCAUUAACCCUGCAGAAUAAUUAAAGACGCCCUGUCUUAAUAAGAGAUUUAGCUUGUUACGUUAGAUUCUUUUGAGAUUUCUUCUUUUAUUUCACACUAACACCACCUAUUAGACUACUGCAAGCUUUUCUCUAUAAUGUUCCUAUUGAAAUUUCAAAGCCUAGCUUCCCAUUGUCUGUUGGUGUGACAUGAAAAUUCCUUAAAUGCCACAUGUUCUUACUGAGUGUGCAGGAUUCCCCGAUAGUGUGAGCGUGAUUACAGUGGGGGAUUAUCUAUGCUAAUAUGCUAUAAUAAUAAACUUAAAUUGACUGGCUUAAAGAGAUAUAAGAUACAGAAAUGGGUGCAACCUUCUACACACACACACACACACAUAAUGACACUGUUCACAUAUACCUGUAAAUUUUCUUGAUUUCUUUUUAAAUCAUUCAGUUUAUACUUAAAAGAAAACACCUUUGUUUAAUAAUGUAAUAUUUCAAACACCCAAUAUAUUUAUUAAUAAUAAUUCCACUUGCUCAUGAGCCCACACUAAACCACUAAAACAAGAGGUUUGCAAAAAACGUACCUGAUUUUAGAAAUGGCGGUUUUAGAAAUUUUUGAAAUGUGUCAGAUCUUAUCAGUGAACCAAGAGGCAUAAUGAGUUUUGCUCAGUAUCAACCAUAUAUACUGGAAAAAAGAGGAUUGCAACAUACCUUAAAUAUUUAAAUUAUUUUGCAAUUACUAUAUAUAUAUAUAAAACUAAUGAAUAAAAAUCCUCAAUGGAACAAUUAAGUAUUGUUUUUUAUUAUGUUAGGUCAGCUCUUAAUACCAUAUUUAGUGAUUUAGUAAUUAUCUUUUACAUGUUGCAGUGUUCUAUGUUGUAUUACACAAUUCAGUCAUAUGAAUUCAGUCAUAUUGUAUUAUAGAUUAAUAAAACACUAGAUUGUACAGUGCAGUACCCGGUUCCUCCAAAGAACAUUCACCAUAGUUUCAUAUAUGAAACCCAAACAUCCUACUAAAUUAGCCUAUGAACAUCUGUUCACUUUUACCCUCAUAAAAAGAUCUAUAAAUAUGUAAACUGGAAACACCCUAAUGAUUUAAUUUCAGGUCAUAACUUUCAUUUUUCACAUGUUGACACAAAUGGGGUUUCAGUAUUAGAGAGUCAACUUGCAGUGCAAUAUUCUCAGGCUCUUAUAUAAGACUGGUAAAACCUGCCAAAUAUGACAAAACAGUGAGAAAUCAGAAUUGUUUUUUUCGCUAACCACUAGCUGGGAGAGCUAGCUGGAAAGCUUAGCACACAGGUUCAGACGGGUUCAAAGAAUUGGAGCCUAUUGUAAGCUUAUACUUUAAGUGAAUUUUUAAUGGAAAAUGAAUGUGAUCAGAUCUGCGAGUGUCACAAGAUGG